AUGCCAAAGGCAUGUCCAGAUGACAUAAUAAUAGAGAAGACUCCAGCCUAUUUUACUGCAAAUCCACAAGUUCCCCAACGAGUAUUUCAAUUUAACCCAAAAAUUAAAUUUAUUCUCAUAGUGCGUUCUCCUGUUACUAGAACUGUUAGUGAUUUUACACAAAUUUUGCAAACAAAAAAGGAAAGGAAUAAACCUCCAAUUAAUUUUGAAAAAAUGUCUUUUAUUAAAAAUUGUAAUGGUUCGAUACAGUUAAAUAAACGGUUUAAACCCAUUCGUAAUUCACUAUAUGCCGAACAUUUAAACAGAUGGCUAAAAUAUUUUCCAUUAAAACAAUUUUUAAUUCUAGACGGAGACAAAUUUAUUGAAGACCCUUUAAGUCAGGCAUCCGAAAGAUUUCUCGGUUUGGAGCCUUCCAUCAAUUCAACUCAAUUAAUUUUUAAAAAAGAAAAAAAUUUUUAUUGUUUCCGUCAAAAUUUAAAUUCAACAGUUCACUGUCUAGGCAAAAGCAAGGGCAGAAAACACAUCAAAAUUUCAUCAAAAUUUCGACGCUCAUUAAUAGAACAUUUUAGGCCUUACAAUCAAAAAUUCUUUUCUCUUAUUAAUAGAAAAUUCCAAACAUGGGAAUAAAUGUUUUUUUAAAGUUAGAAGAUUUUCUAUGCUCAAAUGUGUAAUAUCUCGAUGUAGAGACGAGCGACUGGGAAUAUUUAUAUACCAUUCGAAAGGGCAGGGCAUAAACUAUAGUGUCUAAAACACGAACCCGACUUUUACCAGACCUUGCUAUCUUGAUAUAGAAAAGCUUGAUUAUUUUCGGGUAAUUAUCUCAAGAUGAUUGUGCUAUUUUUUAUAUUUAGCCACUUUUUAAAUAAAUUCUUGUCAAUAGACCUUAUCUUAUUGUUAAAAAUAUUUUUAUAGGUAUCAGGGAUGUCAUUAAGUCUGAUUUUCAAAAUUUUCUAGGCGGGUUUUGGGGCUUAAAAAAGUUGUGGGUCGCCAAUUGGAGAAAGUCAGUCGAGUUUUGGAAGAAUUUCUGGGAACGGAUUUCGAGUCGGGAAAAUAGCCUGGAUAAACCAUGACUUCCUUAAGUAUCCUAAAAUUUUGAAUGUCAAAUCUUAAA
Messenger RNA from Meloidogyne enterolobii, 1111 nucleotides. NCBI's taxonomy places the organism in Eukaryota, Metazoa, Nematoda, Chromadorea, Rhabditida, Meloidogynidae. The record is from the annotation of a GenBank genome assembly.